Molecule: messenger RNA, 1645 nt
Organism: Drosophila miranda
Lineage: Eukaryota; Metazoa; Arthropoda; Insecta; Diptera; Drosophilidae
Product: transcription factor SPT20 homolog
Exons: 2
Coding region: 71-1201 (376 amino acids)
Source: RefSeq, a predicted model, not a curated record
CAGCUCAUUUAGCUGCGAGUCGGCGACCCGCAAACAACACGUAAAGUGCUCCAAAAAGUGCCAUUCGAAGAUGACUUCCAAUCCGUGGCUGUUACUGUCGAUGCUGGCCCUGGCCGCCACGGUGCGAUCGCAGGAAUAUCACUACCAGCGCCCGCAAGUCCCCUUCAGCGAGGUGUCAGCGCGUCACCAGCAGCCUGCCAAAUAUGUGGUCCAAACCCUGGGCCCCAACAGUCGCACCUACGCUCUGGAGUCCCACCUGGCUCCGAGUGUCUAUGAGAACCACCAGACUGUGGUCGUGAGGGCGCAGAGGGGACAGCAGAACCAGCUCGGAUAUGGAUUCCAGGGCCCGCAGCAGCAGCAGCAAUAUGUGGCACCGCAGCAACAGUUCCAACAGCAGCAAUAUGUGGCACCCCAGCUGAAUAUGCAGUAUCUGGCAGCCCAGCCCGUGCAGCAGCCACAGCUGCACUAUUCGACCUACAGAAAUCCUUUGCUGGGCAGCGGAAGCUAUCAGCAAUUCUCUUCAGCCCUAGCCGCUCCUCUCAGCACUCAGGCACUGGCACCACCGGCACCACCAGCGCCACUCAACUAUUACCAGCCUCAAGCUCAACCUCAGCCUCCAACCCAAGCCAUCGCCCAGUACCAGGGAGUACCUCAGCCCGCGGCCCAGUACUUGGCACAACCGCAGAACCUGGCGCCACAGAGACUGUACUUCGCCAACCCCCAUCCCUACGCAACGGUCACCCUUCCCUCGGGGCAGCAGGUGCUGGAUGCGGGCCACGGCUCCGGUGUGCCGCCCACUGCGGUGCUGAACAAACUGCUGACCAGCACGGGUCUCACAGAGCCGGCACCGCGAAAGGGCGACCAUGUAGCCCAGUCGGAGAGCGCGUCGCUGGAUGGCUACGACUACAAGCAGACGGUGCCCGGGGACACCAGAGAGUACCAGCGUUACGUGACCAAUUGCCAGCCCAAUGGACAGUGCCAGCAACAGAUCUUGAGUCCAGGACAAGUGGAUCCGGGACACAAGCAGCUGCUGCAGGACAUACGCGCCGUGGCCCAUGCCCAUAUCGAGGGAUGCACCAAGAGUCCCGCGAUCUAUGUGCCCCCAGGAGCCGUGCAGAAUGGCCAGGGCCAGCUGAGGCCUAGGAACAGGCGCACCUAUGAGCGGAAGGAGAAAGUGAUCGAAAGGCAUCCCUUCAACUGAACCCUAGCCCAAAUUCAAAUCUAGAUUUAAUAAUUGUUAUUGUUAGUUGAACACAUUUUUCAAUGUAAGUAAAGUGAUCGAGUCUCAUUCAUAACCGAUUCCGCGAAUUGUUUCAACAGCCCAAAGGUAGACAAUGCUCCGGGGACUCCCCAGCUCCAGCUGAUUGAGGCGACAUCAUAUUAUUGAUCAACCGGUUGGCUGUUGCCUCAUCUCUGCCCCCGUGGAUUUUUAAUAUGCGAUUGCCAAUGGGUCUCUGUCUGUCGUAUGCUAAUCACCCAUACAAAAAUUAACAGUGGACUCAAUGCACUGCGCGAAAAAAUGGGGGAGAUGUGGGAGAGCAUGCGAAAACCUAAAAAGUAGAUUUGUGAUCUUCAAAAUGUUUACAAAUGCUGUCAAACAUUGCAAAGUCUGGCUUGCAUUCGUUUUUAUUUCAAUAAAACCUAU